UUGUUUUGUGUAGAGACUCUUUUUCUAGACAAACUAAUCCAAAAUCCAAUCCCAUCUGUUUCACCUAGUUGGUAAACUAUCUUCCUCUCUACACAUACCAUUUCUCCCAAUCAUUCACAUCAUAUAUACACACCCAAAUCCCUCAACAUUUUCUUGCUUCAUUCUUUCUUUCUCUCUCUAUUUCUCACCCAACCAAACAAGCUCCAUCUCCAUGGAAAGCAUCGACAUGAAUGAGGAGAGGCUACUGGCCGAGGUCGACUUCAAGGACUCCUCCUCCGUCGUCAUCAAGAUCCGCCGCAAGCUGCCUGAUUUUCUCCACUCCGUCAAGCUCAAAUACGUCAAACUCGGCUACCACGCCUACUCGUGCAGCCCGGCCUCCGCGGCCUUUCUCAUCCUGGCUGCGGUGGCCGUGUCGAGCCUCUUGUCGGCCAAGACAACACUCCUCCUUGACACGGCCACCAUUUUGCUGGCCGCGGCCGCCCUGGCCUUGCCUCUCGGCAUCUACUGGGCCAGGCGGCCGCGACCAGUCUAUCUUGUGGAUUUCGCUUGUUACAAGCCCCACGACGAGCGGAAGCUCUCCGUGGAAUCAUUCUUGAAGAUGACGGCAGAGAAUGGAGCUUUCGAGGAGGACUCGAUCAGCUUCCAGAGCAAGAUCGCUCAUCGCUCUGGGCUGGGGGAUGAGACAUAUUUACCCAGGGGGAUCACGUCUCGUCCCCCUAACCUGUCUAUGGCGGAGGCCAGACAGGAGGCGGAGAGCGUCAUGUAUGGCGCUCUUGACGCCCUUCUCAACAACACUGGGAUUGAUCCCAGUGCUGUUGGGAUAUUGAUUGUGAACUGUAGCUUGUUCAACCCAACCCCUUCACUCUCCUCCAUGAUAAUCAACCAUUACAAGAUGAGGACAGACAUCAAGAGCUUCAACCUCGGGGGGAUGGGGUGCAGCGCGGGGCUGAUAUCGAUCGACCUCGCGAAGCACCUUCUCCGGGCUAACCCGGACACCUACGCCGUUGUGGUGAGCACCGAGAACAUCACCCUCAACUGGUACUUCGGCAACGACCGGUCCAUGCUGCUCUGCAACUGCAUCUUCCGGAUGGGGGGCGCGGCUGUGCUGCUGUCGAACAAGGCCCGGGACAGGCGGCGGUCCAAGUACGAGCUUGUACACACGGUGCGGACGCACAAGGGGGCCGACGACAAGAGCUACAACUGCGCGUACCAGAGGGAGGACGAGGGGGGCGCGCAGGUGGGGGUGUCGCUGGCGCGGGAGCUGAUGGCGGUGGCAGGGGACGCGCUGAAGACGAACAUCACGACGCUGGGGCCGCUGGUGCUGCCGCUGUCCGAGCAGCUGGCGUUUCUCGUGAGGCUGGUGAAGAGGAAGGUGGCAGGGGCGAGGGUGAGGCCUUACAUACCGGACUUCAAGAAGGCGUUCGAGCACGUGUGCAUCCACGCGGGCGGGAGGGCGGUGCUUGAUGCGAUCGAAAAGAACCUGCAGUUGACGGAGUGGCACAUGGAGCCGUCCAGGAUGACGCUGCAUAGGUUCGGGAACACGUCCAGCAGCUCCCUCUGGUAUGAACUCGCAUACACGGAGGCUAAAGGCCGUGUUUCGAGAGGGAAUCGGGUGUGGCAGAUUGCCUUCGGCUCCGGGUUCAAGUGCAACAGCGCUGUCUGGAGAGCUCUGAGGGAAAUCCCACCCCAAGAAUGCACCACUAAUCCAUGGUUCGAUUGUAUCCAUAAGUACCCUCUCCACAUUCCAACUUCCGCUACUUGAUCAUUAAUUUGAAACAAUAGUUCGGGAGUUCAAGUCAUCACGAGAUUAUAUUUACCAUUAAAUUGGUUUUCUGCAAUAUACCCGAAUACUAUGAUUUAUUGUAUGUAGCAAACCAUAAUGCAACAUAAAUUAUUAUUUCAA
Salvia splendens (bonfire salvia) is the source of this 1903-nucleotide messenger RNA. RefSeq names its product 3-ketoacyl-CoA synthase 1. NCBI's taxonomy places the organism in Eukaryota, Viridiplantae, Streptophyta, Magnoliopsida, Lamiales, Lamiaceae. The transcript has a single exon. Gene Ontology annotation, biological process: fatty acid biosynthetic process. Gene Ontology annotation, cellular component: membrane. The coding region runs from base 212 to 1762 and encodes 516 amino acids. Gene Ontology annotation, molecular function: acyltransferase activity, transferring groups other than amino-acyl groups. The record is from RefSeq and is a predicted model, not a curated record.